AUGGGAGCCCAGAAUCCACCGGGGGGAUUCGACGAAUCCGCCAUUGUCACCGCCCCCGUAGCAACGACCACUGUCGUUGUUCCUGCUGUCGUCGCAGACGCUAUUGUUUCUAAUGCUGCUUCCGCUGUUGUCGUUCGUGCUAUUGGUGUUACUGAUUCUGUUGCUGAUGGUGGUGGUGAUGAUUGCGGUGGUGAUGGCGAUUGUGGUGGUGGUGAUGAUUGUGGUGGUACUGGUGGUGGUGAUGAUUGUGGCGGUGCUGUUGGUGGUGUCGGCGGCGACGGAGGCGCGGAGGAUGAAGAAUCUGGGGCCGAAAGAGGUGGUGUACACGGGUCUCCGAGGGAGACACCAUUUAACGCCUCUGUUUUUCUACUGUAA
Messenger RNA from Nymphaea colorata (pocket water lily), 375 nucleotides. RefSeq lists its product as uncharacterized. Lineage: Eukaryota; Viridiplantae; Streptophyta; Magnoliopsida; Nymphaeales; Nymphaeaceae. The coding region runs from base 1 to 375 and encodes 124 amino acids. The record is from RefSeq and is a predicted model, not a curated record. The transcript has 2 exons.